Molecule: messenger RNA, 870 nt
Organism: Adineta ricciae
Lineage: Eukaryota; Metazoa; Rotifera; Eurotatoria; Adinetida; Adinetidae
Source: the annotation of a GenBank genome assembly
AUGGCGCUACUGCAUGGUCUAUCUCAUAACGCCAGCUCUCAUAUGUUUCUACGGUGGACUCGUCGACAACAAGAACUUUCUCAAUCAACUCUUCCUCUCUAUCGUCUGCAUGGUCAUUAUUCCUAUACAGUACUGUUUCUUCAGCUAUUCAUUCGCCUUCGGAUCAGGCAACCCCUUCUUUGGCUCGUUCGACUAAACUCUGCAACGAAUGCUGAUAUCCGCUCGACAUGUGAACGACCAGACCACCAGCAAAUCUAUCACAUCCAACCGGUCGAGCCAUCCUUGACGAGAAAAUAUCCAUCAUGCAAGCGGAUCAUAGUGACAGGUUGUCCACAACAAUAUGAAGAUCAUGUAUGGGAUGAGUUUCAUUCGACCGACCAUUGCACCGCUGAUGAGAGCAGAUGUAAUGAUAGCCAGCAAUGGUAUGGAUUGUAUAACAAGGGAAGAGAAGAAAACUCCAUUUUCGUCUCGAUUCCUGCUGUCUGUUCAGCAACAGUCGUUAGUCUGGUUUCUAUCAGAUCAUCUGCUGGUUAUGUUAUCAUCACUGAUGCCGUCGUUAGCAUUAUUUUUUAUUCGUUUCUUUGUCAUGGUCUCGGUGGUUACGUAGGAACUAUUCUUGCUAGAGUCUUCUCACGGUCUGAAGUUAAUAGCGGAGUUAGAAAUGAAGCAACGUACGGAAACCCCGUUCAAGUCGAAUAUCAGCCGAUAGGAAUAAUAGUAACAGUCACAUUCUCUGGUAUUUGUACUGCACAUAUCAAUCAGUAUUCGUAUCAAUCGAGUGAAUCAAGCUUGCAGUCUAGAAAAUGUCGCACACGAAAUUAUCGAUAUUCAACCUGUGCAAAGAGCUCAGCAAAUGAAAUUAACUACUGA